AUGGGCAAUUUCAGAGUCUGUAUCGUUGGCGGUGGUCUAGCAGGCUCACUACUAGCUAACGGACUUAUCAACAAUGGGGUCGACACAAUUGUAUUUGAGAGAGACGAAGAAAGUCUCAAGAGGGAUGGAUACCAGAUCCGUCUUGGUGACCCUGCAUUGAUAGGUCUGGCCUCGUGUCUGACUGAUUCACAGUUGGAAUCCAUCGUGCAAAGGCUCGGGAAAUAUUCUGGCUCUUCCAAGACAGCACCAAGUAUCUGCAACACCAGGUUCCAGACCAUUCUGGAUCUGUCGGCACUGCCGACCUAUUCCAAGUCAUCGGCUAUCAAUCGCGUUGUACUGCGUGACUUGCUUCUCGAGCCCGUCGUUGCCAAGGGGAAGGUCAAGUUCGGCAAGCAAUUCUCACAUUACGAGAUUGUCGAAAAUGGAUCUGAUGGAAAUGAAAGCGUCAAAGUUAACUUCAAAGACGGCUCGUCAGAGUAUGGUGAUAUUCUGAUCGCUGCAGAUGGCAGCGGAUCAAAGGUAAACAAACAAAUUGGGGCCAAGAAUCUUGUCGAUAUGAAAAGUCAUCUCGCUUUCCUCUCCAAGGGUAAUGCUACCAAAACACGUCUGCGCGAGCUGCCUCCUCGUCUUUUGAACGGGCCAGUUCUGGUGUUCAAGAAUGGCAUCUCUCUCUACUAUGCGCUUUACUUACCAGCCUCCCAACAGAAGGGCGGGUGUCAGACCCCAGAUGAUGAUUUCGACUUUGACGAGAACCAAGCUUCAUUCUAUUGGAGCUUAACUGUUCCUCGCGAGCUGUGUCCCUUCGAAGACACCAGUGAUAUUCCCGACAGGCGAGAGUUCUGUCUCGACAUAGUCCGCGAUUGGGCUCCAGAAUACCAUGUCAUGCUCUCCGCUGGAGCCAGUGGUGAAGAUAACAUCACCGCGACAAUGCUGCGGGCUAGUACCAAACUCUCCAAAGACUGGCGGCAUCGACUCCGUGCACAGAAUGGCAAUAACCCAGAAGAGGGCCACCCACGAAUAUGGCUCAACACAAGGGGAAUGGGCGGAAACCAAGCGAUGCGAGACGUUGCCGACAUGUUGCCUGAGUUGCUCGCACUGAAAAGGGCGGCCGAAGCAGGCCCACCGCUAAGCACUAAGGAGCUCGAGGCGAGGUGCAGCGCAUACGAGAAGAAGAUGAUUGACCGGUCUUUUGCUUGGGUCGCUAAGAGCGGCGGCACAAGCCAGCCAACCGUCGACCUCGAUGGAUUUCUAGGCUUUUCAAAGAUCUGA
Messenger RNA from Fusarium mangiferae, 1269 nucleotides. RefSeq lists its product as uncharacterized. The record is from RefSeq and is a predicted model, not a curated record. Bases 1 to 1269 code for a protein of 422 amino acids. Lineage: Eukaryota; Fungi; Ascomycota; Sordariomycetes; Hypocreales; Nectriaceae. The transcript has 7 exons. Gene Ontology annotation, molecular function: FAD binding.